This is a messenger RNA of Rhagoletis pomonella (apple maggot), 3684 nucleotides long. RefSeq names its product puromycin-sensitive aminopeptidase-like. NCBI's taxonomy places the organism in Eukaryota, Metazoa, Arthropoda, Insecta, Diptera, Tephritidae. Gene Ontology annotation, molecular function: metalloaminopeptidase activity; peptide binding; zinc ion binding. Bases 50 to 3301 code for a protein of 1083 amino acids. Gene Ontology annotation, biological process: proteolysis; peptide catabolic process. The transcript has 9 exons. Gene Ontology annotation, cellular component: cytoplasm. The record is from RefSeq and is a predicted model, not a curated record.
GUUGCUCCUUUCAUUUAAUACUUUUAUCUCAAUUUGUUUAUAAAGUGAAAUGUAUUCAAAUGCAUUGAAGACUGGGUGUCGCACUGCCAUGCAAGCAUGGAAAUUCAAAAACGAAUUGGGCAAAUUACGCCUUGAUUUGGCAAAGGCAAAUACAGAGUUCACGCAGCAUUUAUUGAAAGCUGUCAGUUGCAAUUGUCCCGUUAGCUCGACGCGAUUCAUCCAAAAGCGACACCGCAUAAAAAUUGCUUUGCAACGCCAACGAAUACAGCAGUCACAGCCGCAAAUUAAGCAAAAAUUUGCAAUUGAGUUGCGUUCACGUUUGUAUUCAUAUCGUUGUUAUCGCGAAUUAACUGCAAUCGCUGUUGUCGUAAUUGCUUCAAAACAAUCCCAGCUGCCUUCUGUUGUGUCUCCAAAAAUAAAUUGUGCUCAGCUAUCACCAAUUGAAAAUUUUUUAUGCACAGAAAAUUGUCAUUUGUCUGAACACCUGGAUAGUGCUAUAUCGUCUAAGCAGUACGUAAAACAGCAAAAACAAUUCUACCGCGACUACUCUAACGCAUCUUUUGGAGCACCACUUAAAUACACAGAAGCGCCACUAUUGGGUGAUCUGUGCCAGAAGUACGGUUUAGUUAUUUCACGCACAUCCGCCGACGUUGGUCUAAAUUACGUAGCUGGUCAUAGAAAUCAAUUUCACAGAAAAAUGUCAACAUCGAGUCAGAAGGAGUUUAAGCGUCUCCCAACCAAUGUUGUGCCAACGCACUAUGAUUUAGAAUUACAGCCGAACCUGGAGGCUUUCACUUUUGAGGGCAAAACUAGUGUGAACCUAAAGAUAUGUGACACGACUAAAUGCAUCACGCUAAAUGCCUUGGACAUAAAAAUUAAUUCAGUUGAAUUGGAUGUUAAUGGCGAGAAAUUGCAGCCAAGCAAUAUUUCAUAUUCCACCGAUAAUGAGACUGUCACGUUAACUUUUGAUCAGGAACUACCAGCAGGGGCCGCUGGCAUUUUAAAAAUGUCCUUUGCCGGAGAGCUUAAUGAUAAGAUGAAAGGCUUCUAUCGUAGCAAGUAUUUUACACCUGGUGGCGAAGAGCGCUAUGCUGGCGUAACUCAAUUCGAAGCUACUGAUGCUAGACGUUGCUUCCCCUGUUGGGAUGAGCCCGCAAUCAAGGCAACAUUUGACAUAGCACUAAUUGUGCCACUGGAUCGAAUUGCUCUUUCCAAUAUGCCAGAAGUCAAGGAGGAAAAUUUAGGACAUAAUUUGCGUCGCAUAAGUUUCGAUAGGACACCAAUUAUGUCUACUUAUUUGGUGGCGGUUGUGGUUGGUGAAUACGAUUAUGUCGAAGGCAAGUCGGAAGAUGGCAUAAUAGUACGAGUUUUCACGCCUGUUGGCAAGAAGGAGCAGGGCAUUUUUGCACUCGAAGUAGCCACAAAAGUAUUGCCGUAUUAUAAAAGUUAUUUCAACAUUGCAUAUCCAUUGCCAAAGAUGGAUUUGAUAGCGAUUUCCGAUUUUUCGGCCGGUGCGAUGGAGAAUUGGGGCCUUGUAACAUAUCGUGAGACAUUUGUAUUAGUGGAUCCGAAAAAUACCUCACUUAUGCGCAAGCAAUCGAUUGCUUUAACUGUGGGCCACGAGAUCGCACAUCAAUGGUUUGGUAAUCUGGUUACCAUGGAAUGGUGGACACAUUUAUGGUUGAAUGAAGGUUACGCUUCGUUCGUUGAAUUCCUGUGCGUAAAUCACUUGUUCCCAGAAUAUGACAUUUGGACGCAAUUCGUGACUGAUAUGUAUACGCGAGCCUUAGAAUUAGAUUCGCUGAAAAACUCACAUCCCAUUGAAGUGCCUGUCGGCCAUCCAUGUGAGAUAGACGAGAUUUUCGAUGAAAUUAGCUACAACAAAGGUGCUUCUGUUAUUCGUAUGCUGCACGAUUAUAUUGGCGAGGAGGACUUUCGUAAAGGCAUGAACAUCUAUUUGACACGCCAUCAAUACAAGAACACAUUUACGGAGGAUUUGUGGGCUGCUCUGCAAGAGGCGAGCUCGAAGCCUGUGGCUAAAGUGAUGUCGACAUGGAUUAAAUUGAAGGGAUUUCCAGUAGUUAGUGUGGAGUCUAUACAAAAAGGUGAUAAUCAGCGGGUUUUGAAGCUAACGCAGAACAAAUUUACUGCUGAUGGGUCAGCACCAGAUGGUGAUUACACCUGGGUGAUCCCAGUGACGGUAUCAACGUCUCGCGAUCCAAGCAAGAUCGCAAAAACCUUUUUGUUAGAUAAGAAGACAAUGGAAGUGGUGUUGGAGGAUGUGAGCGCCGAUGAUUGGGUUAAAAUAAAUCCUGGUACAGUCGGUUUUUAUCGUACGAGGUAUUCCAAAGAAAUGCUUGAGAAAUUAUUGCCAGCUGUGCGGAAAAUGGUUUUACCGCCUCUAGAUCGUUUGGGUUUGAUUGAUGACAUGUUCGCUAUGGUGCAAGCGGGCCAAGCAAGUACUGCUCAGGUUUUACAACUUAUCGAUUCGUAUCGCAAUGAAUCCAAUUAUACUGUAUGGACUGCUAUCACCAAUUCUUUGGCUAACUUGCAUAUAUUAAUUUCGCAUACCGACUUAAUGGAACACUUCAACCGUUAUGGAGAAAAAUUAUAUCGUCCAGUGGCUGAACGAUUAGGUUGGGAUGUGCAAGAGGGUGAAAAUCAUUUGGAUACGUUGUUGCGCAGCUUAGUUUUAUCGCGCUUGGUAUCGUUCCGUUGUAAGGAUAUUAUUGCAGAAGCACAAAAACGGUUUCGAGAACACGCUGAUGGAACAAAUCCCAUACCAGCUGAUUUACGUUCAACUUGCUAUAAAGCCGUGUUGCAAGACGGUAAUGAAAAAAUCUUCAAUGAAAUGUUGCAACUUUACCGUUCCACAGACCUCCACGAAGAACAGGACCGCAUCUCGCGUGCGUUGGGUUGCAUUGGAAAUGUAGAUUUAUUGCGUAAAGUUAUUGAUUUUGCGAUGUCGGGAGAAGUACGCGCACAAGACUCAGUUUUUGUUAUUGUUGCUGUCGCUGUUAACCCCAAAGGACGCGAUAUGGCUUGGGAAUUCUUCAAAGACAAUAACCAAAAGCUAUUAGAGCAAUAUCAAGGAAGUUUUCUGCUUACACGUCUUAUAAAAUAUUUGAUUGAAAAUUUUGCAUCGGAGGAGCGAGCAGUUGAAGUAGAAGACUACUUUAAGAAGAAUCAGUUCCCUGGAACUGAGCGCACUGUAUCUCAAGCCGUGGAGACAAUUCGUCUUAAUGCUAAUUGGUUAAAACGAGAUCUUGAUUCGUUGACGUCCUACUUAAAACAGCAAUAAAAGAAUAGGAAUUCAAUUUACAUAACAACUUUGCCCAGACAUAAUAAAUAGAAAAUAAUAUGUAUGAAAUUAUGAAGGAAAAAUGUAUUAGGAGGAUUUCACAGCUGUAUUAGCAGCAUAAAAAGCCAAAGCUCAUUACAAUCCCAUUUAAUCGUUUGACACUUUGAUUGGCUACGCUGCUUGCCAUGCUUAAUUUACUAUGAAGUUUAUGUUAACAACAUAAGAUGUACACAACGUUUUCGAAGACAGUUUUGCGGUAAUUAUAUCGAAAUAUUUAUGUGUACUACUAAAAGACUCAAAUAUUCUUAUGCCUCUAAUAAUCGAGAAUCAUGAAAUAGAAAACUUCUAUCAUCACAAAAAAUUGAUAUUGCCUCCAAAAAAAA